AUUUGGAUUGAUCGCCUUUUGAUCAUCGUCGUCAUCAGCUUCAUCAGCUUGCUUCAUCGACUUUGCUCCCUUCUUGUUGUAUACCGACCGCGACAUACGCCAUUCGUUCAAAACCAAACCACCAACCACACGAUCGUUUGCAAUUGUUUCUUGCUUGCUAGCAACCUCACACUCAUUUAAAUCCCAACCAAACCAAAGAACACCCUCGAAGGAAAUAGAGACAAUAGACAGAAAAAGAAAACCAUGGAGUGUUUUCGGCAGCUAGGCCGACUGAUUAAGGCCCCGUUCAAGCGCGAGAAGCCGCAGCCGCGGGUGCUGGAGAUUGGUCCCCCUACAAACUUUCGGAAGGAGGAAAUGCCUUCGUUCUUCCCGGACGACGAUGCCGCAACUCUGCACAGUCGUGGAUCGACCCUGGAAAAGGAAAAGGAUAUCGCCAUCGCGGCCAUCGAACGGCAACAGUCGACACGGGAUAAGAUCAAGACGCAUGUCCGGCGAUUGAGUCGGACGGCGGCGGCGGCGGCUCCCAAGCCGUUGGCUGAACAGGAGGAGUGAAUGUUCAUUACAUCCUCCUGAUAAACAUUAUCAACGACGAUAGUGAUGACGAAGACGACGACGAACAACCCCGCCAUCAAUAUGGGAGAAAAUCGGUGCCCAACCUUGCUUUGUCAACGCCACACACGCACACACGCAUACACACGCAACGGAGCAAUGCGCGCGCGCUUGCGCCCGGAAUCAUAAUUACACAUCACCUCAGAGAAGGAAGGUUGGCACUUCGUUGAGACGCGAUUUCUUCUUCGCCUUUGGAUCAAUGCCUCGUGGAUUUUGCGGUGGAGGAGGA
Molecule: messenger RNA, 838 nt
Organism: Aspergillus aculeatinus CBS 121060
Lineage: Eukaryota; Fungi; Ascomycota; Eurotiomycetes; Eurotiales; Aspergillaceae
Exons: 3
Coding region: 244-552 (102 amino acids)
Source: RefSeq, a predicted model, not a curated record